Striga hermonthica is the source of this 1686-nucleotide messenger RNA. The record is from the annotation of a GenBank genome assembly. NCBI's taxonomy places the organism in Eukaryota, Viridiplantae, Streptophyta, Magnoliopsida, Lamiales, Orobanchaceae.
AUGUCAGUCUCCGCCACAUUUGACCGGACUCUUUUCAGUGACAAGGACGGCGGCGGCGGGGCCGGAGGCGCCACCAUCGUCAAGCACCGAUUCUUCAGCUUCUUGAUCUGGCAGUUCCUCCAAUCGACUCUCCUGCUUUUCCUCGCCAAAACCCUCUUUCUUCUCCCCUUCACCCAAAACCCUUUCACUCCCGUUAUCCUCUCGUUCGCUUCCUUCGUCUCCUUCCAUUUAGCUCUUCUCCUCCUAUCGGUUUCCCUCUUCUUUGUCUCGUCUCCUCAUCCUCUCCCCUUCGCCUCCCCCUUUGAAGUCUCGGUUUGGUUCGUUCGCCUGAUUUUUGUCGCCGGAGGUGACCGGAGCUUGCUGAGGAGGAGGGUCAGGGUGUCGUUGAGCUUUGUGCUGUUUGUAAACCUGUGUGCUGUGGCGGGGGCGCUGUCGGCGAUUUGUGUGUGCUGGGGCUGCGAUGCUUAUUAUGAUGGAGGUUCGAGGUUGAAGGGGGUUAACGUUUUGGGGAUGUUAGGGUUUAGGGGCUUUGUGCUCGGUUUGUUUUACGGGGUGCAUUAUGUGUAUAAUAGGCGGUGGGUCUUCAGGUUUCCAGUUAUUCAGCGGCCUCCAUUUUUCAGCUUCAAGAUGGGGCUUCCCAUAGCUAUACGACGGACGUUAAAGUUAUCUGCGUUUGGCUUUGUAAUAUCAGGUGUAGUGACUUUCUUCCUGCCUAUGAUGUACAGAAGUCAGGGCUCGUUGUCAAAGUUUGUUGCGGAACAAGUCGUUUUCUAUAUUGGGAGUUUUGUAGUAAUUCUUUGUUGGGAACUUGCUCAUCAUUUACACCAGGUGCUGCAUACAAAGAGAUUUCUGUUUGCACCCUCUAAAGGAUCAGCAGCAGCAGAAACAAAUCCAAGCGAGCCCCUACUUGCUACAUUAGAGGAAAGCAUGCCAAAAUCACUUUUACAAUACCUUGCGUACCUCGAUCUCUGCAUGGUAUGUGAAAACAAUGUUGACACGUGGCGUCGAGCUGCAUUCUUUGAGGAAACUGGGGAAACAUAUAAAAGAGUGAUAGCUACCUGCCUGCGGCCUUUGGAAGAGUUGACGCAAAAUCUUGCUGAAGGUCUACAGAGCUCGUCAUCUGAAAAAUCAAUGCAGUUAUCGUAUCAGCUGAGUUCACCAACCGAACGGCAUGCAGUUUUGAAACUCCACGAAUCAUUUUUUGACUCCCAGCUAUGUGCAUGGUGUGCCCGUAUCCUUGCUUCAUUGACUGCAAGGUCACAUAAGGAGGACAAAUUUGGCGUCGCCCAAAUCUCAGGUAGCAAUGCUGCUGUAAUCUCGACUUUGUUGUCUGCCUUAUUAGCAGUUGAGACUCUCAUGGGAAAGAAGACCCACGUACAGUCUUCACAUUUGAUGGGCCCUGCCGGAAUCAAAUGGGCCACCGUCAACACUGGCCGGCGAGAGUCUACGUCUGGGGCCAUGCAAAAAAUAAGAGGAAGCCCUCUUUAUGACGAUGCAUAUUUUAUGGCUGAUGUCCUGAAAACUUCUGUUUUCUGCAUAGUCUCUGUUUUUCAUGAUGAGAUAAUAAAUAGUGGGAAAGCGGGACUUUUGGAGAAGGAUUGGAUCAUUAGCAGCAAACCCAUUUAUGGUACAACAGAGCUUCUUGUACACAAGCUGCGACAAUUCUUGGAUUUCCAGGCGAAUUAA